CCUCUUGAAUAUAGAGUGCACUAUGUAGGGCACUGCCUUAUCGACGCAUGUAGGGCACUCACUUAUCUAGGGAGCAUGUGUAGGUUUAGUAUUGAACCGGAGUGUGUUUUGGUUUUGAAUGGUUGGAGGAUGUGUGUAUAGGAGCUAGCUGGGCUAAUCUCGACUCUGUUGUGGAAGAAUGGUCACUCACUGACCGGAACCGCCCUCAUGAUGAACUUCGACGGUCUGGACCCAGGACUGGGUGAGUACGCGACCGGCCUGCACGGAGGCAUGGAGCCCGGGCUGGACUCGACUCUGGACCCGGCGCUGCUGCAGGCCGUGGAGAUGGACCCGGACGCCAUGGCCGUGCCAGUGGCCGAGGGCAUGUACUCCGAGCUGCACAGUGUGGCGUCCGAGGUCGGAGUUCCGGUCACAGCGACCCACUUCGACAUGCACGAAGAGCUGCUGUGGAUCGGGAACCACCGGGGACAUGCAAGCUCCUUUUUCGGGCCAACAAUGGGACGUUACUCCUCUAUCCAGGUGCACCAGGCUGAUGACAUCCGCCACAUUCAGAGCAUGGACACCGGCGUCCUGUUUCUGACUAAGAGUAACCUCAAGUGCCUUACACGAGGCGGCCUUGUCAUGUUCGACUACCCAAUGGAGGAGGGUGCUGACAUGCACAGUUUGCUUCUCACUGACAAUAACACGCUGCUGCUGGGAGGCUUGCAGAACUAUGUGACCGAGGUGGAUCUGAACACCGUGCAGGAAACUCAGAAAUUCACCGUGGAGAUCCCUGGCGUGGCCAUCAUGAGGCAGUCCAAUCGUUUCUUCUUCUGUGGACAUACGUCUGGAAAGGUGUCCUUGCGAGAUCUGCGCACCUUUAAAAUAGAGCACGAGUUUGACGCGUACUCGGGCAGCCUUUCUGAUUUUGACGUGCACGGCAACCUGCUGGCGGCGUGUGGUUUCUCAAGCCGAGGGCUCAACGGACUGUCGUGCGACCGCUUCCUGAUGGUGUACGACCUGCGCAUGAUGCGAGCCGUCACCCCUCUGCAGGUGCAUGUGGAUCCGCUGUUUCUCCGCUUCAUCCCUACUUACACGUCCCGCCUGGCCAUUAUCUCCCAGUCAGGUCAGUGUCAGUUCUGCGAGCCCACAGGUCUGGCCAACCUGGCCGAUAUUUUCCACGUGAAUACAGUGGGGCAGCUGCUAAUGAGCUUCGACGUGUCGAGCAGUAAGCAGGCGCUGGCAUUCGGAGACUCGGGCGGCUGCGUGCACCUGUGGUCCAGCGCCCCAGAUGUCUCCUACAACGACUACUCCAGAGAAACGGACCUGGCACUACCUUGUCAUGUAGACUCACUUCCCCAGCUGGACUGGAACCAUGAGCUGGUGCCACUGUCUCUGGUGCCAAUGCCUCUCACCAGCACGGAGCCUCUGCUGUCAGACUGGCUCAGCAACCUAGUCACUCCCAACCCCAGACGUGCACCUCCCGUGGACCCAGAGAUUCUGAGAACGAUGAAGACUGUCGGGUUUAUCGGAUACGCUCCGAAUCCUCGCACACGCCCCAGAAAUCAGGUUCCUUAUAAGAUAAAGGAGGUGGAGCUGGAGUAUGACAACUACAACCAGGUUCCAGAAUCUCCAAUUGGAAGAGAUGAGGAGCCUCACCUUUACAUGGUGCCAAAAAAGUACAGAAAGGUCACCAUCAAAUACUCCAAACUUGGGCUUGAGGACUUUGACUUCAAGCAUUAUAACAGGACUCUGUUUGCUGGUUUGGAGCCUCAUAUACCCAACGCUUACUGUAACUGCAUGAUCCAGGUGUUGUAUUUCCUGGAGCCAAUUCGCUGCCUGGUGCAGAAUCACCUGUGCCAAAAGGAGUUCUGUUUGGCCUGUGAGCUCGGCUUUCUCUUUCAUAUGCUGGAUCUGAGCAGAGGAGACCCCUGCCAGGCCAGUAAUUUCCUGCGGGCGUUCCGGACAAUUCCUGAAGCCUCAGCUCUCGGUUUGAUCCUGGCUGAUUCUGAUGAGCAGACAGGGAAGGCCAGGCUGGGACGUCUAAUCCAGAGCUGGAACUGCUUCAUCCUCACACAGCUGCACCAGGAAACACAGGAGCAGGAAGGACCUCAGGCAUACAGAGGGACCAGCAGUACGCUGGGUUCCUCGGGGGAGUCUGUGAUCGGCAGGCUGUUCGGCUGCGAGGUGGAGAACAGCAGUCUCUGUCGCUGCGGGAAGGAGACGGUGCGCUCCUCACUCACCCUGCUCUUCACCAUGCACUAUCCUGAGCAGAGUUCCCAUGAAAAGGUCCCGGAAUAUGACUUUGCUGAAAUCCUGAAGAAGAGCAUUUGUUUAGAGCAGAGCACACAGGCCUGGUGUGAAAACUGUGAAAAAUAUCAGCCUACCGUGCAGACACGGAACAUUCGCUCUCUGCCUGAUGUGUUGGUUGUAAACUGCGAGGUGAACAGUGUGAAAGAAGCAGAGUUCUGGAAAGCCCAAGCUGAGUACUCCUUUAACAAGGCAUUGAAGAAAGAAGCUGCAGAGCCACCGAAGCCCAAAGAGCCUCUUCCUACGGAGUGGUGUUUAGAGGACGAGGCCUACAGCGCAGAAGGUUUGACUUUCGACACACGAGCCGAAGACCUGAGGCACGUGUGGAUUCCACAGAGUCUAAAGAUGUGCGUCAGUAAGACGCACGGUCUUGAGGUGUGCAGCUGGGGCGAGACUGACGAGUUAAGUCCAGAGGACGAGUCCGAGGGAGCUGCUGUUUAUGACCUGGUGGUCACGGUGCCUCACAUUCUCGACCCACGAACAGGCGGAAACCUGGUGGCUCAUAUCAAAGUGGGAGAGACGUACCACCAGAGAAAAGAGGGGGUCACACAUCAGCAGUGGUACCUGUUUAAUGACUUCCUGAUUGAGACGAUUGAUAAGACUGAAGCGGCUCAGUUCGAUUUAAGUUGGAAGGUUCCAGCCAUCAUGUACUAUGCCAAGAGGAACUACCACACAAAAUAUGACCUGUGCAUUAAAAACCCAAUCGAAGCCAAUGUGCUGCUGACAGAAGCAUCACUGGCUCGCAAACAGAGGAAGAGUCACGCCACGUUCAUCCCUCUGAUGGUGAGCGAGAUGCCUCAGGCUGGAGACCUCGUGGGACUGGAUGCGGAGUUUGUCACGCUCAAUCAGGAAGAGGCGGAGCUAAGAAGCGACGGCACCAAGUCCACCAUAAAGCCGAGCCAGAUGUCUGUGGCUCGUAUAACUUGUGUGAGGGGACAGGGGCCGAAAGGGGUUCCUUUUAUUGACGAUUACAUCUCAACACAGGAGCAGGUGGUUGAUUACUUGACUCAGUACUCGGGAAUCAAACCUGGUGACCUGGAUGCCAAGAUUUCCUCCAAGCAUUUAACCACUCUCAAGUCCACUUACCUCAAACUCCGCUUCCUUAUCGACACGGGAGUUCGUUUCGUUGGCCACGGAUUACAAAAAGACUUCCGAGUCAUAAACCUUCUGGUCCUGAAAGACCAGGUGAUAGACACAGUCUACCUCUUCCACAUGCCCAGAAAAAGAAUGAUCUCCCUGCGUUUCCUGGCCUGGUAUUUCCUGGACUUAAAUAUUCAAAGUGAGACCCAUGACAGUAUAGAAGACGCACGCACUGCUUUACAGCUGUACAGGAAGUACUUAGAGGUGAGCCGCGGGGGGCAGGAAGAUUUCCGGAAAGUACUGAAGAGCGUUUAUGAAAAAGGACGUAAGUUAGACUGGAAAGUGCCGGAGUCUGAGUCUGCAGACAGCCAGGGAAGCCCCAAAGGUACUGCGGUGUUUCCCUCAGUGCUCGGCUUAUGAUCGGAGUGAAAUUCCCUUUUAACAUUCCAGCCACAACAGUCUUCAUGUUCUUCACUCGUCUAUCCAGGAGUCCUCGAAUACCACUGACAAAAAAAAAAAAAAAAACAGCCGGUUUUAUCGCUAUGCUCAUCGUCAUGCUGUUACAAACACUGGAAUAGCAAACACCGAUUGAUACCAGCUAUUUUGGGAACACGUGAACAUUCAGGAAGAAAAUCGGGAUUUGGAAUCGGUUCUUUGAGACUGGUUUAACAGUUUAACAAAAUUUCCGCUUUACAAUAAGCGCUUGUCGAAAUGUUAGCGCCAGAACUACAAAAUUGUGAUAUAGUGAAUAUAAAAGAGUCUACACACCCCUGUUUUUAUGUUAGAUCAGAAAUUGUCCAUCUCAUUGUGAGAACAUUUCAGUAAUAAAAUUGAAACCUAUUCAUUGA
This is a messenger RNA of Silurus meridionalis, 4217 nucleotides long. It is a transcript of the gene pan2, whose product is annotated as poly(A) specific ribonuclease subunit PAN2. The record is from RefSeq and is a predicted model, not a curated record. Lineage: Eukaryota; Metazoa; Chordata; Actinopteri; Siluriformes; Siluridae. Gene Ontology annotation, biological process: nuclear-transcribed mRNA poly(A) tail shortening; mRNA processing. Gene Ontology annotation, cellular component: PAN complex; P-body. Gene Ontology annotation, molecular function: poly(A)-specific ribonuclease activity; protein binding; nucleic acid binding.